Daphnia pulex (common water flea) is the source of this 1212-nucleotide messenger RNA. Its product is annotated as protein D3-like. The record is from RefSeq and is a predicted model, not a curated record. Bases 316 to 942 code for a protein of 208 amino acids. The transcript is spliced from 7 exons. Lineage: Eukaryota; Metazoa; Arthropoda; Branchiopoda; Diplostraca; Daphniidae.
UCAGAGGAGAAAAAACUGCUGGUUUUGCUGUUCACAUUAAAUAAGACUUAAAAAAGUUGAAAAAAAGUUGUUGCUACCAUAUCUUUUAUCGCAGUAUUGUCUACACAGCGUCAUCUGUCAAAAAUAUUCCAUUAGCUUGUUAUUUGUAAAUAAUUUAAAGUAUCUUCACGACUCUGCUCUUAUCAGAAAGUCCUUUUGUAUUGCCCGUCUCGAAAAGGAGAACCAUUUCUAAUCCCACCUUAGUGAUCAACGAAAUUUCUCAUAAAUUUAUAUUUACAUAAGUGGAUUUUGAUUAAGCAGUUAUCUGAUAAGAGAAUGAUGAAGUCAUUUUGCUCUAUUAUAACAGUGACUUGCAUAAUCAUAAACAUAAGUUUUGUAAACUCAGUAGAAAAUAUGUCAGCCAUCCUAUCUCAUGCAGUUGUGCCUGAUGUUAUUGAUAUUUCACCCACUGAAGCUGUGCAUGUUUCCUAUGACAGUGGUGUGCAUGUUGAUCAAGGGAAAGAACUGACUCCAACUCAAGUAAAAAAUGAACCAACUAAAGUAAACUGGUUAGCUGAAGAGGGAUCCAAUUACACCCUUUGCAUGACAGAUCCAGAUGCCCCAUCAAGGGCUGAACCUUCGAAACGUGAAGUUCUUCAUUGGCUUGUUGUUAACAUUCCCGGAAAUGAAAUAAAUAAGGGAGAGGUUCUUGCAGAGUAUAUUGGUUCUGGAGCCCCAAAGGGAACUGGUCUUCAUCGAUAUGUAUUCUUAGUCUACAAACAACCUGGUGUGCUCAGCUGCGAUGAACCGCGCAUUUCAAACAGAUCACGUGAAGGGCGAAUAAACUUUUCCAUUCGUAAGUUUGCGGUCAAAUACAAUUUGGGGCAGCCUAUUGCCGGAAAUCUCUUCCAAGCGCAGUACGAUGAUUAUGUCCCAAAGCUACACGAACAGUUAUCGGGCUAGCCAUGCUUCAAUCACGACGACCCUAAUUAGAUUUCAUUGUAGUAAAAAAAAACAAAUUAGAUGAUUGAAUAGUUUAACCCAAUAUCUUAUUUUCUGGUGACAAGGUUCAUUUUUAAUCUAAGAAAUGGUGAUGCGGCGUUGUGCGCAUUUUUCGCAAACUUGGUCCACUUUAAUGCUAUAAAGCAUCGUUGACAUUUUUUUUUGAGCUGAAGAUUUCCAUGAAAUAUCUUAAAGAAUUGCGUUUUCUAAUACAUUUCCACUUCGAUACUU